AUAGCGGGACUGUCCUACUUGAAACUGAACAUGACGUUCCCGCAGUAAGCCACGCCUAUCUUUUUCUUUCAAAUAUAACAUUGUUUAGGUUUGGUAGUUUUUCAUAAAAAUGUCGCGUUUUAUGGACGCGUGCGCUCUUUCGUUUAAAGUCCUCAUUCUCCCGUUGUACAUCGCGGAGCAUGUCGGACUUUUGUCUUUCUUCAAACGCGUAUUUCCUAUGAUUCAAUAUAAAGCCACGGACUGGUACAAUAACAAGAUGAAUGACAAGAAACGGGAACUAUUUCGAAACCUGGAGCGAUUUCAGCCCCCCGAAGGCUCUCUGCGCAUCCUGGAGGUGGGCUGUGGAUCAGGGGCGAACUUUGAGCACUACCCGACGGGCUCCAAGAUCACCUGCACUGACCCUAACCCGCAUUUCAAGAAAUACCUGGAGAAAAGUAUAGAGAAAAACGAGCACCUGGAGUACGACAACUUCAUAGUGGCGUCGGGGGAGAAUCUGCAGGCAGUGGAGGACAGCUCGGUGGAUGCUGUGGUUUGCACUCUGGUUCUGUGCUCGGUCAAAGACACCAACAAAGUUCUGCAAGAGUCAAAGAGGGUCCUGAGACCUGGAGGAGCACUUUUCUUUCUUGAGCACGUGGUGUCAGACCCUUCAACCUGGGCUUACUUUUUUCAGCAUGUCCUUGAGCCAUUAUGGUACUUCUUUGGCGAUGGCUGUGAAGUAACCCGUGCUACAUGGAAGCACAUUGAGGCCGCUGGAUUUUCAGAUGUAAAGUUACACCACAUUCAAGCUCCUCUGUUUUUCAUGCUCAAACCACACAUCGUUGGUUAUGCAGUCAAGUAAUGAAUAUGAAUUUUGCCA
Messenger RNA from Danio rerio (zebrafish), 856 nucleotides. Lineage: Eukaryota; Metazoa; Chordata; Actinopteri; Cypriniformes; Danionidae. The record is from RefSeq and is a predicted model, not a curated record.